AUGCUCAAAAUUCUUUUCAACCAUAUUGAGGCUAAUAAGCACCUUGAUAACCUGUUAAGCGGUAUCCAUAAAAUUGGCAUUAAAACUACUGAAGAUGGUGACACGGACGAUUUCAACGAGACGGCUUCUCGGCAUUCUAAUGUAUCUGUAAGAUCGACGAGCAGGUCUACAGUCUCCUAUGACAGCGGCUUUAAAAGCGAAAGUGAAGAUAUAAGUGAAAGCGUUCAAAAGGUUUAUCAUCCAAAAGGCGACAUCGACUUUCAUAAAGCUUCUACCGAGUUGCUAAGAACGUUUCGAGAUUUCGGGAAUGUUGACGAGGGCGAAUCUUUAGAAAAGACUCUUGUAGCUAUGGAAGCCGAACUUCUUAAGAUCUCACUCUCCACAGAUUAG
This is a messenger RNA of Enterobius vermicularis (human pinworm), 390 nucleotides long. The record is from the annotation of a GenBank genome assembly. Lineage: Eukaryota; Metazoa; Nematoda; Chromadorea; Rhabditida; Oxyuridae.